This is a messenger RNA of Pelecanus crispus (Dalmatian pelican), 942 nucleotides long. Lineage: Eukaryota; Metazoa; Chordata; Aves; Pelecaniformes; Pelecanidae. The record is from RefSeq and is a predicted model, not a curated record.
ACUUUGAAGAAGGGUGCAACAGACUACGAGAAGAGUGAAUUCUUGAAGGAGGCGCACUUAAUGAGUAAAUUUGAUCACCCCCACAUUCUGAAGUUACUUGGUGUGUGCCUGUUAAAUGAACCUCAGUACCUUAUACUGGAACUGAUGGAAGGAGGGGAUCUACUUAGCUAUUUACGAGGAGCCAGAAAGCAAAAGCUCCAGAGUCCCUUACUGACAGUGACUGACCUCUUGGAUAUAUGUUUGGAUAUUUGCAAAGGCUGUGCCUAUUUAGAGAAAAUGCAUUUUAUACACAGGGACCUGGCUGCUCGCAACUGCCUUGUGUCCGUGAAGGAAUAUGACAGCUCUUCCCGAGUAGUAAAGAUUGGUGACUUUGGACUUGCCAGAGAUAUCUAUAAAAAUGAUUAUUACAGGAAAAGAGGAGAAGGCUUACUCCCUGUCAGAUGGAUGGCUCCUGAAAGCCUCAUUGAUGGUGUCUUUACAAAUCGCUCUGAUGUCUGGGCUUUUGGAGUCUUAGUGUGGGAAACAUUAACUUUGGGUCAACAGCCAUAUCCAGGUUUCUCCAAUACUGAAGUUUUACACCAUGUACGAUCAGGAGGAAGACUGGAAUCUCCAAACAAUUGCCCUGAUGACCUAUUUGAUUUAAUGACAAGAUGCUGGGCCCAAGAACCUCACAACAGACCUACUUUCUCUUACAUUCAGGACAAACUGCAAGAGAUAAGACACUCUCCACUGUCCUUCAUCCACUACCUUGAAGACAAAGAGGCAGCAACUGGAGUCAUCAACCAAGCUUUUGAAGAUAGUGAUGUUCCAUGUGCAGAUUCGGACAGUAUUCUUUCAGCCAUGCUAAUGGAAACAAGGAAUCAAGAGGGCUUAAAUUAUUUGGUAUUAGUCAAAGGUGGCAACCAAGAUCAAGGAAGGAUCAAUUCUGCUGAACUUAGUUAA